AUGAGGCACAAAGGCUUUCUCAAAGAUUGUCCCAAUGGCCUCCUAACAGAACAGGGCUUCAUUAAGAUAUACAAACAGUUCUUCCCUCAAGGUGACCCCACCAAGUUCGCCUCACUAGUAUUCCGAGUGUUCGAUGAAAACAACGAUGGUUCUAUUGAAUUCGAGGAAUUCAUUCGGGCUCUGUCUAUAACAUCAAGAGGGAACGUAGAUGAAAAGUUACUAUGGGCGUUCAAGUUAUACGACGUGGACAACGAUGGUUACAUAACACGUGAUGAAAUGUACAGUAUAGUGGACGCUAUAUACCAAAUGGUGGGACAGGCACCCGAGGCAGAAGACGAGAACACGCCCGAGAAGAGAGUGGAUAAAAUCUUCUCUCAAAUGGACAAGAACAACGAUGAAAAGCUCACCCUCGAGGAGUUCAAGGAGGGGUCGAAAGCUGACCCUCGAAUCGUCCAAGCCCUGUCUCUUGGCGACAACUAA
Molecule: messenger RNA, 480 nt
Organism: Penaeus indicus
Lineage: Eukaryota; Metazoa; Arthropoda; Malacostraca; Decapoda; Penaeidae
Product: frequenin-1
Exons: 6
Coding region: 1-480 (159 amino acids)
Molecular function (GO): calcium sensitive guanylate cyclase activator activity; calcium ion binding
Source: RefSeq, a predicted model, not a curated record